GUCACGGUAUAUAAGUGAAGUUCAAGGUACGCGAAGAACCAUUUGCAGUGCUCAUCUUCAAGUGUACGUUUUGCCUUUCAUAUCGGUGCUGAAGUGCUAUUUAUAGUGACGAACAAUAUCAAAAUGUAUACGCAAACUAUCGGCUGGUGUCUCUUCGGGCUGCUAUUCAGCGGAACCGUCUUAACUACGCUGGCUUAUCCCAACAGCCAACCGAUGCCCAGCUAUAGACCCAUCCGUGGUGCUCCGCCUACAUUGCAACAAGUCAAUAGCGUUGAGCAGAUGCAUCAAGAAAGGGAACGCAAAUUUGCAGAAAAACCGAACGCGAUCAAAAAGGUUGCCCUGGAUGAUCUGGAUAACGUCCAGACAAACCAAAUAUCCGAAUCGGCUGGUGGAGGAUUCUCCUGGUCCAAUUUGUUAGGUACGUCUUACCUUACGCCUUUGGUUAAUGGCAUGUUAAUGCAGAUGAUCUUCAAUCCGGGAGGUGGUGUCCCGACAGGUCCUAACAAGUCCGAAGGUCUGGAUGAUGGUGGGGUCGCACCUUCUCCAUGGGCCAACUUAAUCACCAUGGGUCUGAAAAUUCUAUCCGCCAUCCUGGGCGGUGGUGCGGCCGCUCAAAACGAGGGUAUCGACAAAGUGGACAACGGGGGCGGUUCGCCAUUACAGGGCGUACUGGCGGCAGUUGUGUCUACAAUGGUGGGCGGAAGGGACCCUCAACAAGUCAAUAUGCUCGCAAAGCAAGCCGGUGAGUUCAUCAAUAUCGUGGUAAAUCUUCUGGAUGCAUUGAAAACUUCUUUCUCGCACCGUUCAUUGGCGGCACGUAACUUGGGCCGCAAGGAUUCCGUCAGCGACGCAGCUAUAGCGGGAAUAUCCAUGAUGAAGGGUUACGCAAAAUCACUGGGCACAGACGAGAGCAACUGUAUGGCGAGAUACAUGUGCCAGGCGAAUAACGAGUGUUCUACUGAUAUAGGGCAGAGUUCUCUGUUCUGUCAUCUGGGAAGCUACGCCGCCAGCUUCGUCUUGGACAAGGCCACAGCAUCGACGACCUUCGACCUCCUCUACGAGGCAGGUCGAAGAGGAAGAUCGGGCGACAACUGCCAACAGGCCUAUCUCGAAUGCAACGAAGUGUAGAAUGCGACAAACCAUAGACUGUUCCAAACGUUUAAUGUUAACAUAAUUUAUUUUUGUAUAAAAUAUAUUUUUCAAUUAUCUAAGACCGAUCUGGUUUUUGGGCGGAGCUUUUGAAACAAUAUCUGUGAACCAUUUUUAUUUUCUUAAACGCUCCACCAAACGAUCGCCUAAGUAAUAAAAACACUCUAUUGAUGUAGAUUAAGGCAUUAUUUAUUGCUUACUUUAUAAUAAAUAUGAGCGUGUGUAUGUGAGAGGGAGUGUUCCUGGUUAUGCUGACCGAGAGGAUAAAUGAUAUGUACAGUUGGUCAUUAACUUUGUUACUUCGUAGUCUUUAGACCCUUUGUUCACAAACCUUUUGUUUUUGUUAUGACUUAAUAAAAGCACUUUUAUUAGAUUUAUUUUUUUUUGCAACGUCCUAAUAAAUAUUAUUUUAACAAUUUUAUUAAUAUUGUAUGAACUUUUCAAAAAUAUAUAAUACACAUUUCAAAAGCAAAGCAUAUAGUAUCUUGAUUUUGCAACGGUCAUGGCCCACGGAUAGUCGUGACGCGAACUUUUUGACUGUCAGCCGUCAGAUAGGUUAUCCUCUUUUCCUUU
This is a messenger RNA of Cylas formicarius (sweet potato weevil), 1722 nucleotides long. RefSeq lists its product as uncharacterized. Bases 124 to 1128 code for a protein of 334 amino acids. Lineage: Eukaryota; Metazoa; Arthropoda; Insecta; Coleoptera; Brentidae. The transcript is spliced from 6 exons. The record is from RefSeq and is a predicted model, not a curated record.